Molecule: messenger RNA, 1332 nt
Organism: Coniophora puteana RWD-64-598 SS2
Lineage: Eukaryota; Fungi; Basidiomycota; Agaricomycetes; Boletales; Coniophoraceae
Exons: 6
Coding region: 1-1332 (443 amino acids)
Source: RefSeq, a predicted model, not a curated record
AUGUCCACCAGCAGCAGCAACGCGCACGAACCCGCCCCCAACAUGCCCACGUGGGUGAAGCAUCUCUUCAACGACAACCUCCCCGCCACAGGCGACCAGAUGCAGCAACUGAUGGAUUUGGCGGAGCAGCGGAUGGAGCGGGGUCUAGGGGUCUGGGUGCGAGGCGAGUAUUCCGUAACCCAGGCGUGCAAGUGCUUCAGAACCGAGGUGUUAUGUAAUCGCGCCAUCUACGAAUACGCCCGGCGCCACUUUCCUGGCCAGACUGUGCCAGGGCCGAACGCGAUUGCGGUCGCAGUCGCCGGCGGCGACAUCAAGAAGGUCCUCGACGAUAUCCACAACCAGGAGUGGAUCGCGGCGCGCACGCAAUGGCGCUCCAAGCACUUCAUUGCCGAUGCGUCGCUCGGCGAUAAUCAGUGGUGGACAAGGGGGUCAAGAGGUGCCGGCGCGCCUGCGCGCGCACUCGCAGAGGGGAGCGGGUUCGACUACCGCCACCUCCCAAUGGUUGCAGCGCCCUCAGAGCCUUUGAGCUCUGCCUCGUCGUCUGGAAAUGCCGGCCGGGCAGUCAUGGCGUGCGUCCUCGUCCCUACCUUGGCGGCGCUCGUGAAAUCCAGGAAGCGGCGCCGACGUGAAGACAGCGACGAAGAGGAAGACGACGGCGCCGGCGCCGGCGCAGACGCGAACGACGGGCCGCCAGCCUCGAAGGGCAAGAAACGGGCACGCACGAAGCAAGAUCAGCGCAAGCGACCAGCCGACCCAGGCGCCGACGCUCUCCAACCCGGCGAGGACACAAUCACCGAGCCUCGCAAGCGCAACAAGUCACUCGCCGAGAUCGGCCCCGAGGAACUGCUGAGGGAUCCGGUCGUCCCGUGCACCCCGUGCACAAAGGCUGGCAUCCGAUGCCGGCGAGUCGGGCGGUUGUCGUGCACACCUUGCGCGCGGGCGAAGGGCCAUUGCAACAUCCGCAAGCUGAACGAGGAGGCUGGACACGCCGUCGACGUGGAUCCUAGCGUUGAAGCCGCCGUCGCAUGGCGCAUGCCUCGGAGUGGCAUGGAUUGGAGCUUGGAACCCGGUGAUAUCGACAUCUACAUGGCGACCCUCUGGAAAAUAGUCCCUGCCGGCUCCACCUGUGAGUCCACCCUGUAUACCAUGCCGGAUUUCGUGUAUCCGCUAAGCGAGACCAUGUCAGUUGGUUCGAUGAUGAACCGGGUUCGCGCCGAAACCUCCCUCGCCGACAUCGCAACGGCGUUUGAGAAGAUCACCAUCCUCCCUGAGUGGGAGAAGAAAUGGGGAGGGGAGAGGAGGACACCGCGCCGGCCUCGACAGUGGUGCUGA